AUGGAAAAAAUUAGUGAUGUAAUGCUUAGUGCAUGCACAUCCAGGGGCGAUUCUGAUGAACGUACAAGCUCACAGAACACAUGGAAGUAUCCUAAUUAUUCCCGUUGCAUGACAAACGACGAUUCGCCGAUUGGCGUCUGCUCCAUGAAGACACAGUCAACAAGUGAAAAUGGAGACUGUGAAGCUGACCAACAAGAAUCGCAACUGAAAGUAAUCAUCGGAGAAGAACAAAACUUCUGCUAUUCCGAUGUUGCCUCCAGUAAGAAUGAUAACACUACGGAAUUUUUUCGGAAACUUACUCCAGGAAAUGAAAAUCACAUUCCAAACAACUCUUUGAACAAAUGUCUUUCUUCUCCUGCCACAAAUGGGUCUAGUGUACUUGAUAUUGAUGAGAACUAUUCAUCUACUGAUAAGUGCGGAGUCUCUGGAACAUCUAGAGUAAGUGAUGAUGAAACGAAAUCAACAAACUCAGAAAAUAAUUCCAAAGCUCAUCUUAAAAGACAAACUGUAGCAUUAAAAAAAACUGGGGAUGACAGACAGUAUGAAUAUGGACAUGCACCUUUAGAAGUCACAAACCAGAACAAUUUUGAUUUAAGCGGUUCUCAAAUGACAAAUAAAUUUCAUAUUGAUACAAAGCGAUGGCGCUUAACUAGUGCGGACAAACUGAACACACUUAUUGAUGAAUGUGAACGUCAAAUAAACGGUCGAAAGCUAUACGUUUGUAAGUUUUGUGGGAAAAUAUAUGAGAUUAAAAGUAGCAUGCGGUACCACAUGAAAAUUAUUCAUCUUCAAAUGCAUUUAAAAACUACAGAAAUGCAGUGUCGUAUAUGUGGUAAACAGUUUACUUGUGUUAGUGCUGUCAAUCGUCACCAGUCGAAAUGUAUUCUGUCCUCGUUGUCGGAGUCCAGAAUGCAAAAGAAUACUUCUAAUCCUUUCGCUAGUCCUACAGCACCAAUGGCGGAAGCUGAAACUAACUGUCAUAUCCCUUUGAAUUCGUUUACUCCACAAACAAUUGAUAACUGCAAAAUAAAUUCAGAUUUAAAUCCUGCCUUGCCCUUUUCAGAUUCAAAUGCAAUUUUAGGAUCACUGAACUCUUCAGAACUACAAAAUGUUAACUUUCAGAGUGCAUUUCGUGUUCCGGAGGUCUGCACAGGUAUAAGUCAACCGGUCCCCGCAGCUAAUAAUUUACAAACGGGAUUGGAUGUUAAAAACUUGGUUCCACAGUCGCAUUUUAUUGGAUUUCCUAAUAAGUUCGAAAAAAAUGAUCCUAAAGAUUUUAAUUUUCCGUCUGCAUGCAAUAUAUUACCAUUUUUGAGCCCUGCUAACAAUUCAGUGGAUUCGCUCAAUCCCCAGGGUAAUUCCUCAAUAUGGCCUUCAAUGUCUACUUUAGGAUGUAACUUUCCCGAACUUACCCCUGAACAAAUUGAUAUUUGCAUGAAAGCGGUGUUUCACGGCAUCUGUUCAACUGUCGAACAAUGUGCUACUACUAAUAAUAAUAACAAUCAAGAUUCUAAUAUAUCAAGCCAAACUUUAGAAAAUACUAUAAAAAUUGAGGACACACAAUGGGAACCAACUAAAAGAGUAUCUGAGACACAAAGAAGUUUGACUACACAAAAAGGUGAAAUGGCUAUAGAUUUGUCCUCACGUCCAAGAUCAGCUUCACUUAUGAUUGAAUCGUUUUAAAUUUUACUCUAUUCCGUAG
This is a messenger RNA of Trichobilharzia szidati, 1702 nucleotides long. Lineage: Eukaryota; Metazoa; Platyhelminthes; Trematoda; Strigeidida; Schistosomatidae. The record is from the annotation of a GenBank genome assembly.